AUAAAUUAAUCUUUUUUCCUGAUAAAGUAAUUAAAAGUUCUGCAGGCAAGCUUUGUCCACAGUAUAGUUGCAGAUUUUCCUGGGGACACCUGUCUUACCUGGCCUACCUGCUUUUGGCUCAAUGUAUAAACAAAUUUAGGAACAUGCUGACCUUUUAACCUGUAAAAGUGCUAAAAAUAUCGAAGCAGUUUAAAGCCUGUGAAGCGCGUCUAUUGAUCAGCUGUUUGCGCCCGGCUCCUGAUCGUGGAUAUAUUUUGUCUCUUUAUACUGUAUGUGCGAACGGAUAUAGCUGACUUUGUAUUACUGUCUUUUACAGGUGCAAACUUAAUUAUCAGGGAGAGGAAAUUGCUGCCGAACCCAGUGCCUGAGUUUGUGUCAGUGAUUGGGUCGUACCUCAAGGGUUCGUUCUGGAUUUACUGAUGUGAAGCCCCCCUCUGACCAUCAUGUGACAAAGGGAGACAUUCCGUCAUGGCAGGAUGGCACAGCCUCUCCGGGCACCUCUAUUUCAGAACAGCUGGAGGAAUCAGCCUUCUGAAGACAAAGAAACGUGUGUGGUGUGUCCUGGAAGAAAGCAAGAGCCAGUUAGUUUACUAUAGGAAUGAGGAGGAUGUCCACACCGGGAAAUCCCCCCUUGGGAGCCUCAGUCUGAUCGGUGCUGCCAUCUCAUUGGACCUGGACAACAACAACCAGUUCAUCAUUCUAUCCAAUGGCAAAGAACACCUGUUCACAGCGGAGAACCAUGAGUCGAUGAUGAUAUGGCUCCUGGGACUACAGGCCAGAAGAGAUUUGACUGUGUGCAAUGGAACAGAUGAGACAGAUGAAUGUUUACCCAAGUCGAGGCACAUAAACAAUAGAGCAGACGCAAUUGGAACAUCUGCCAUUAACAAGACUGCUGCGUCUGUGUCUCGCAGGAAGCAGAACUGGCACAGCAAGGUGCGAGCCACUGAGUCCUUUGACUCGGGAAUGACUCACUACCGAUCCAAAGGAGAACCAGAUAGCUUGGAAAGAUCCCGCUCCCUUCCUCCAGUAUUUGAAGCAGUGGAAUGUCCUCCUCUAUCAAUGAUCAAAACCCCUACAAAGUCCAGCAUGAGUAAAAGCUUUGAGGGGCGCCUGUCCAAAGACUCGGGGGUGGGACUCUCCUGCCAGAGCUGGAAGUUCUCCACACUAAGCCUGGACAAUCACCACAAGGUGCUGAGAGAACUCUGCAGGGAGGAGUCUAUCAGUAGUGACGAUGACGUGUUCAAGGAACUGAUGAACGAGGAGGCAGUGGGGUAUUCCGACCCCCACCCCCCAAAACACAUCAUCAACUCGCGAGUGGAGGAGGAGGAUGCUAAGCUAGAGGCAGGAGAACAGGGAGAGCUUAUAAAUGGAGACCAGAAUGUUGGAAGCUGCAGCUCUCUGUCCGUCUCCAGUGAUUCGGCCAUUGACAGAGGCGACACUUCCUCCACCGAGCUGGCCAAUCGCCUGGUGGAACUGGAGAAGGAACUCAUUUCAACAAAAUGUGAAUUGGCUAAAGUAAUGAACAGACAAGCUGGGCUGCAAGAACUAUUGGCUCAAAGGGACGACGCAAUUCGGUUCCUGGAGGGUAGGCUGGACACAUCAAACUUAGUGGACAAAAACUUGUCUGGGAAAUCGGGGAAAUUACCACCUGUUAAAAAUGAGAAGGAACUUCAAGAGAGACUCAGAAUUCUACAGAACCAAAACAGAUUCCUAAACGAGGAAGUGAAAAAGCUGGCCAAGUUAAGACAGACUGACAGGUCCACUUUCUACCAACAAGAGGAUAAAGUAAGAGCACUAGAGGCUGAAAUAGAGAAAUGGCGUCUGGAUUAUGUAUCCCUUAUCCAGUCCAGUAUCCGGUUCUCUGGAUGUGAUACAAUGGAUGAUGCGGAGCUUGUUCUGUUCGGAGGAGACAGGCAUAAGAGAAAAAUUCAGAGAUUGUUGGAGGAAGCCAGAAGUGUUAACCCUAGUCUUCCAACUUAUGAAAGCCUUGCCAAUGGCGAGGUCCAUGUGGACAGCUACGGAUUUCGGCAUGUGUUUGAGGACACCUCCAACGGUCUCCUACUUCACUACCUAUGUCAGGAGCUAACCCUACACUACUUGAUGCAGGCAGGGUCAUAUGAAGAGCAUCAGAGAAAGUGGACCCAUUUCAUGAGACUGCAUGGGAAAUCUAUGGCCAAUCAUUUGAAGGACAUGAAGUGUCUGUGUCGUGGUGGGGUUCCAGACCGAUUUAGAACUCAGGUGUGGCGUCAGCUGGUUCACUGUCAGGUGCGGGACAUAAUGAGCGCCAAGGGACAGCACUACUACAGGAACCUGUGUAACAUGCUGCCGGACUCUCCUUUGGCUGCCCGCUACAGAAAGCAGAUUUCUCUGGACUUAAUGAGAACCAUGCCAAACAACAUGAAGUUCUCUUCUCAAGGCUCAAAAGGGGUCAUGGACUUACAAGAUGUGUUACUGGCCUACUGUGUUCACAAUCCUACAGUUGGUUACUGCCAAGGCAUGAACUUCAUCGUGGGACUCGCACUGAUCUUUAUGGAUGCACAGGAUGCUUUUUGGACACUGGUUGCUGUCACAGAGAAGUACUUUCCCUGCCAUUACUUUGAUCAGAACCUGAUCGGGGCUCAGUCUGACCAGCAGGUGCUCAAAGAUCUCCUGGCAGAGAAACUCCCCGCCCUUAGCAGCCACCUGGAGUCCAUCGACAUUGAAAUCUCCACGGUCACUCUCAACUGGUUCCUGGCCAUUUUCUUUGACGCUGUACCUUUUCAGACUCUUCUUCGAAUUUGGGACUGCUUUUUACUGGAGGGCCCCAAGGUUUUGUUUCGCUUCGCACUGGCAAUUCUUAAGCUGCACGAGAAAGAAAUCUUACAGAAGACCGACACGAUCAGCAUCAUGAGACACCUCAAAGCUGCCGCCAAACUUACUUUUGAUGCAGAUGGACUCCUCAAGGUUGCAUUUGAGGGAAUCAAGAAUUUUCCUAGAAGAAAGGACAUUGCUACAAAACAAGCCUGCUAUCUGAAAAAUCUGAAGGAACAGAACAAGAGAAAGGAACUGCAGAGGCUUGCUUUUGCCGAGAGAGAGCACAUGUAUAUGACCAUGGAGUCAGAGAGUGGAAACUAUCAGAAUCUGGGUGCUGCUGUAGUGAUUGAGGAGGGGAAAGUAUGGUUGACUUAUGGAGAACAAAAUUCUGCAAGAUUAUGCAAGGUCACUUGUGAAGAGGGAGUAAUGUAUGACCUUGGAAUGGACUUUGAUUCUCGGGUGAUGUGCAUGGAGAAUGCACAAGACAGUGUUGUGCUUAUGGGAACCCUUUCUUGGAUGUUGUAUGCUUAUGAUUCAAAGACAAGGGAGAAGUUGUGGGAGCUGCUCCUCCAUGAUGCUGUCUUGUCUCUGUGCUGCUAUGAAGAUGAUGACUCCAUGUUGGUCAGAACAUUUGCAGGCCUGGCUGAUGGUACUCUUGCUGUCACUGAGCAACAAGACAUAAGGAAAGUUUUUCCAAGCAAUGAUGUGUUGUACAUUCCGAUUGGUCAAGCUCCGAUCUCUUGUCUUUUGUUAUUGGAUGACUUCCUUUGGUGUGCAAGUGGCAACAGUGUCAACAUAAUUCAAGCAAGAACUCUGGAUCCAAUAGACACCUUCAAUGUGUCCGUCAAUCCCUAUGACCACAUUCUGUCCAUGGUGCCGGGAGACUAUGGAGUCUGGGUCACACUGAGAGGGUCGUCAAUCCUAGAGCUGUGGGACCCCAAAAAUCUCAACUGCAAGCUUUUGUAUGACACCAGGACAGAUCGAUACCCACAGCUUAGAAAGGAAGAUGAUACGUACUUCAACAGGGCAAGAAUAACAGCCAUCAUGGAUCUAGGAUCAACCGUUUGGGUUGGAACAGGAGAAGGCAAUCUAAUUAUAUAUGAAAUUCUGGAACAUCUUAAUCUGAAAACACCAACUGAGGUAUCUCCAACAGCAGAACACUGGAAAGAACUGAAGGUCUCAUCACCAAACAAUAACAAGCAGAUCUCAAAGACCAGAUCGGUCAUCAAAAGUAAAAGUUCUCCAGUGUUAUGCAGCAAGCAGAUCAGGAAAAAAUCUCCAAGAAACCAUCAUCUGUCAGGGAGUGACUCAAAUAAACCUGUGCUGCCAGUUAAAUCAGAACUGAUUAACAAACUGAUGAACAGCUCCGAGGCGGAAUCCACAGGGAGCCUUACGCCCAAGAAUUCCUCUCCUCGUCAUCCGGCUUUGAGGGACAAAAAACUUGUCAGCCAUAAAACUGUUAUCAAUGGCAGAAAAGAAGAGGAGGCAUUGAGUGGUCAGAAUGGGCUUGAUUUGCAGGUUGGAGAAAUGCUUAUUGGGCAAGUUGAGUCAGAUUCGGACAGUGAUGAGGGUACUUAUUAUUCAGAGGGAGAGGAGUCGGACAGUCCAUUGUAUGAAGUUCAUCAGAGCAAAGUGCCAUGUACAAUUGAUGUUGAAAACCAAGAAAAGAAGGAAACUGUAGACUAUGUUCCAAAGAGGACCAAGGCAGUUAGGCCCACAAACUUCCUGCCAACCAAAAAAGCACAAAGGUCUGGCAAAAACAGGGAUAUUUCUAGUCAAGAUAAUCUGGAUUGUUUAGUUCAGCAGCUAAUUGAUGUUAAUAGAAGAGGGUCUUUGGAUAAAGCCAUAAAGAAUUGUGUUCAGAUGUCAAAAUCAUGUGAGUGCUUAACUUUUGACAAUUCACUUUCCAAUGGAUUGGUGGAUACCAAGUCUGAACAUUCAGACCAGCAAGAUGAUUGUGGCUUCCUGAAUGACUGCUCUGUUAGUAAAACAGGACAGAGCCCCAUGGCAGGGGAGGAGUUUCAGAAAGGGGCUCUUCAAGAAACCAUUUCCUGUGACAACAAAGUAAUGUCUCGCCAUCAUAAAGUCAACUCUUGGCUAAGCUCCAUUGACGACUCUCAGACCUGUGAAUCGGAACACGAAGAAAUGAAAGAGAAUGGAUUUCACUCUAAAGAUGAAGAAAACAUUUGGCCAGGAUCAAAAAGCAACAGUGAAGAUUCACCAGUUCAAGACAUAGGUAAAGAUAUUGUUUGCAAUGGUACAAACAGUACACAAGAGACACCAGUGAGUGAAACUACUUCCAACACAUGUACCAGCAUGAAUAAUGUGGAAAUUUCCAUGGAGAGGAGGAGUAGUCGUGUAUCAGAAAUAAUGACCAGAGUUUUAGGUCGUAGAAAAUCAGAGGAUAAAAGUCACGACACAAGCAGCGAUAGCGAGAGGCCUGAUGUCCAGGUGUCCAGAUCCAACGCCAUAGAAGUCAAGUACCAUUUAGAGUUCUCAGAGAUGCAGGUACUGACCGAUGCAGAAGGUGAUCUCAGUCGUCGAUCCAGCCAAGUUCGCCGGGGAAGCAGUGAGGUUUCCAGCGAGAUAGAGGCCAGACUUAUUGCACAGAUGUCCAAGCUAGACAACUGGUCCCUCCACAACAGUAAGUCCAGCAUCUCCUCAAGUCCGAAAAUCCUGGAACUGAUGCAGACUCCGAGCCUGGCCAGUCGACACCAGUCUGUGGGGCGAGUUUCCAGAGAACUGGUCCCUGGAGACCUUGGUGCCAUCAGUCCCCGCAGCUCCAUGGAUCAGAGGGUGGUGGAUUUCCUCAGGACCCCUAGCAUCAGUAGCAGACCCAGCUCAGUGUGGUCGAGUUUUGAGAACAUUUCCACCCCUUCUGUGAAAGAUCAGGACUUCAUUGGCAGACAGUUCACUAACAUCAGCAGUUAUCUAACUCAUACUGACAGCUCUAACUCUCUCAACAGCAUGGCUGAGGCUCUCUGUGUUGUGGAACUGUCCAUGGAAGUCAAAGUCAAAAUUGCUGAUAAACCUGUCAGAGGAUUUUUGAAAACAAGAAACUGUGGGGAGCCAUCUAUCCUUAGUUUUACUGGUUGCUAUGGAGAUGAUGAGUCGGUUUUGAAAUGGAGAAGAGAUCCAAAUGAAAAAUUCUGGACCAAUGAACCAGUGUUAGAGAUUUGUCCAAAAACCAAACUGACCCGUCUCCCUAGUUACAUGAGGGGUCGACUAUCCAGUACUUCAUCUCAAGCCAGCACCAAGAGUUUCCACAGCCUGACCUCCCAAUCAAAGUGAGAGGGAGGCGGCAUUUUCGAAUCAUUGCCCGCACAAGGUGCUUUGACGUAUCCUCAUGCUCUGGAAUCAUAGUUUUGCCAUUAAUACCUUAAAUUUUCAGCAUUUCGUUGAAUAUUUCGCUUAAUGUCAUAUCACUAUUAAAAGACGAGUGCUUUCUUCAUCUUUACGCUGCAUUUGUGCUAAUAGUUGUCAUAAAACUAUAUUUUGUAAUUCAAGUAUAUGUAAGAAAGCUGUUUAUAUAGAAUUCAAUCGUUUGACAUAAAAUUCUACAAGAUUAUUUUGAAUCGAUGUCAUUUAGGGUUCAUUCGUGUCAUGAAGGGUUAUAUGUAAUUACAUUAAUAGUUAGAAGGAAUUACUGAUUUAGACCUUCAAUAAUAGUAUAGAUAAAAUGCUAAGAGGAAUUUUAAAUUUCUGCACAAAUCUUGUGCCUUCAACUCCAAAGUUGGAAACAAACUCUCUUUUAUAUGUGCAUGAUGUAUAUAUAGAACUGUCAAUUCAGAAUCCAUUGCCCUUGUGUUCUAGCUAAGUUUGAAUUUAAGUAAUCUCAAGAGAUUUUCUGAGCUUUUAUGCAGUUUAUUUUUAAUGUGUAUGUAUCCUUCGCAUUUUGAAAUUUUCCAUACACUUUUAUAUGAAUUUUGAUGAUCAGAGGUCAAGUUUUGGUUUAACUUUCUUUUUCCAAUGCUUAAGGCUUCUGAAUUCACAGUUGUUGAAAGUGUAAGGUUGCAGGCAAGACAACGGGACUUAAAAAUCUACACAAUCUAAAUAAAAAUAUAUAUACACACACACAAUAUUAUGUGCUUAUUUUAGAUUCUUACCUGUUACUGCCAAAAAUUUCUUGUCCUCCUUUGGAGCACUAGUUACUCUUAAGCUUCAAAUAGUGCAAUAGACGACUGCUUUACUCACUUGAGUUUUUUUUUUUUAAAUUGUAAUCCAAUGUACAAAGGAAUGUCCUUGCAAUGUUCAGUUUUGUAAACAAGGCAAUAUUAAUCAUAGUGCAAUGAUUUUACAUCAAGUUUUAUAUCCUAUUAUAAACGGGGUUGAAUAAUUUAUUUCUUACUGUUUGCCUAUUUUCAACAAUUUUUCCCAAAUGUUUUGUGUUUUGCAUGUAGAGAUUAUUUUUCCAUCAAAUGAAACUUUUUGAUUGUUGAUUCAUACUGUAUUUUUCCAAUCCAAUUAUUAUUGAUUGUUGAUUCAUACUGUAUUUUUCCAAUCUAAUUAUUAUUUGAUAUGUACUUGAAAUGAAGCCAAAUUUUUGACACAGUUACCAAUCCUGUUUCCAGUUUCCAAUCCUGUCAUGGGAACUGAUUUAAUAUUUUCAUUGCAUGUUUGUACAAAUGCUGAUUAUCAAAAUCAGUGUUAGGAAUCUCACAUUGAACUGUAUGUAUAAAAUGACGUGUUUUUCAGCGACUGACAUUGUUUGUAUAUACCUGUAGUCAUGGUGAAGGCUCUGACCCUGUGUAAUGAGAACGAAAUGCAAACUGACUAAAAAUAUUCUGUGGUUUUGGUUAAAUCAUAUUUGAAUUUUGAUUCAGUUCAGCUAUACUUAUCCUUGUAAAACAUAAUAUUUUGUCAGCUUGCAUUUAGAAUGAUCAAAUGAGUCUGUCCACAUUUGUUGGAAUUUGUUGUUGAUUGUUAUGUAUUAAAAUUGUUGAUACUCAAA
Magallana angulata is the source of this 7744-nucleotide messenger RNA. RefSeq lists its product as uncharacterized. Bases 469 to 6084 code for a protein of 1871 amino acids. Gene Ontology annotation, molecular function: protein binding. The transcript is spliced from 30 exons. NCBI's taxonomy places the organism in Eukaryota, Metazoa, Mollusca, Bivalvia, Ostreida, Ostreidae. The record is from RefSeq and is a predicted model, not a curated record.